This is a messenger RNA of Dufourea novaeangliae, 582 nucleotides long. RefSeq lists its product as uncharacterized. The coding region runs from base 1 to 582 and encodes 193 amino acids. The record is from RefSeq and is a predicted model, not a curated record. The transcript is spliced from 5 exons. Lineage: Eukaryota; Metazoa; Arthropoda; Insecta; Hymenoptera; Halictidae.
AUGGCGAUCGCUUCGAAACACUUAGCGACGGUUUUUAUACGCACUUGGAUCCUCAUGAUAAUCUUCUGCUUUGCGGGCAACGCAGCGGGUUCUUGCCUGAGCUAUGGGCAUUCAUGUUGGGGAGCUCACGGGAAACGUAGCGGAGGACAUAACAACGCUUACUUUGUUCCAACAAACACGAUGAACGAUGUACAGCAAGAUGUACCUUCGUUCGCGAAGGAGCAAUGGGUAUUAUCUCGUCUGAUCGCUCGACCUUUGAUAUCUACCAAAUACAGAGGACGAUGGGACAUACCGUUCAAAAUAAAAACGCAUUUUCCACAGCACUGGGAAAAUCGUGAGCUUAACACACGUGUGAUCAGCGAUGAACCUCUUAGGGAUCAAAAUAAUAACGAAGACGAUGACGAAGGGAAACAGAGAAACAUUAAUGAUAUGCAUGGCAUAGUGGGAAGGAUUAAUGAAGGCCAGAAGGAUGUCCCAGAAAUAUUCUUAAUAUCAAAUAACGGUGAACACGAGCAAGACAGGAAACCACAAAAUAUAGAACUGAUCAAAUUUCUGAGCGAUUCCAGCGAUAAUUUGGAAUGA